Messenger RNA from Rhipicephalus microplus (southern cattle tick), 663 nucleotides. RefSeq lists its product as uncharacterized. The record is from RefSeq and is a predicted model, not a curated record. Gene Ontology annotation, molecular function: RNA binding. NCBI's taxonomy places the organism in Eukaryota, Metazoa, Arthropoda, Arachnida, Ixodida, Ixodidae. Gene Ontology annotation, cellular component: viral nucleocapsid.
CGUGCGCGCUGAAGUGCCCUUCUACGACCCGCUUUAAUUUGCCGAGAAGAAAUUCGCGCUAUGGCACAGCCACUGGCAGGACUAGAGACGGAAGCUGAUGAAGCGGGGCCAUCGGGAGCAGUGGCCUUCCCCGCGGGGACAGCGAAUUCGGAAGAGGACCUGGGUGUGGCUGUGGUAAUGUCUGAUGGAACCAUGUGCAUCCGAGAAGACGAAAUGCGAAGAAUCAUGCAAUCUCUUAACUCGUAUAUCCGUGAUCCGAUGCCGUUUGAGAAAAUGGUCAGGCUGUUUGUGGAACCAGUUUACCACCGUAGUGAUUCCAGGGCCACCUGCCGUGCCCUGAGAAAAGCAGCUCGCAAACAGAAUCUCAGCAAGGAGGCGCUGUUAAGAGACAUCGUGUGGAUGGUCAACUUGUUUGUUGCUUGCGGUUCCAAUAUUAGUAAAAUGGAGGAAAGGCUUGACACCCAGGAAUUUGCGAUGUUCAAGAGACUCGAGGAGAGGUACAAUCUGCUGGAAAAAGCAACCGCGGGCGUGCUUACACUCUCCAGUGCUUACUUCCAGUGCUUACACUCUCCCGUGUGGCCACGACUUUUUAUUAUGCCACUGUUUAUGCCACAGUCCAGCUCCGGGACAGGUUACCAGUCUCCCCGGAAGCGAUGUGCCUGA